AUUGGCUGGAGGUGCUGUCAGUCAGUCCCCAUUCUUCCCACGGUCAUGGUGCCCUCCCCCGCUGGUCGGGCCGCCGAGCGGAGCCGGCUGGGGAGGUGCGGCGGGUCGAGGCGAUGCCGCUGGGCCGCUGGAAGAAGGCUGCCCCCUUGAUGGAAAACGAUGAGGCGGAGGCCACGGCCCGGGAGCGCUGGCUGGAAGCGGAGCGGCCUCGGACGGCGGCGACGGGCGAGGCCUCGGGCUCGGCGAGCGGGCCGGCCGCCCCCGGCCCCCUGCCCCUCAGGCCGCGCCUCGCCUUCCACACGCAGCUGGCGCACGGCAGCGCCACUGGGCGAGUGGAGGGCUUCAGCAACGUGAAGGAGUUGUACGCCAAGCUCGGGGAGGCGUUCGGUCUGCACCCGUCGGAGAUCAUGUUCUGCACUCUGAACACCCAUAAAGUGGACAUGGACAAACUGCUGGGUGGCCAGAUUGGCCUGGAGGAUUUCAUCUUUGCUCACAUCAGAGGGCAGAAGAAAGAAGUGGAGAUCUACAAAUCGGAAGAUGCUUUGGGACUGACCAUCACUGACAAUGGAGCGGGUUAUGCAUUCAUAAAGAGAAUCAAGGAAGGCAGCCUCAUUGACCGAAUGCAAGUCAUCCAAGUUGGGGAUCUAAUUGAGGCGAUCAAUGGCCAGAGUGUUAUUGGUUCCCGCCACUUCGAAGUUGCUAAGCUACUGAAAGGUCUCAUGAAGGGGCAGUUAUUCACUUUGCGUCUUGUGGAGCCCCUAAAAGCUUUUGACAUGAUAAGUCAGCGUUCCAAAGGGGGAAAAUCUGCUUCAAGUGGGCAACUGGGUACUGGAAAAGGCACACUGCGUCUACGGGCAAAAGGGGUAGCCACUGUGGAAGAAGAGCCAUCAGCAUUUGAAGAGAAAGCCAUUGAGAAAGUGGAUGACCUGCUGGAAAGUUACAUGGGAAUUCGGGAUACUGAGCUAGCUGCUACUAUGGUGGACCUGGGCAAGAACCGGAAGAAUCCAGAUGAGUUUGCACAGGCACUUGACGAGGACCUUGGCGACUUUGCAUUUCCUGACGAGUUUGUCUUCGAUGUUUGGGGUGCAAUUGGAGACGCAAAAGCUGGCCGAUGAUUGUCAAAGGCCAGUUGCAAGGACUUCAAGCUCAAUAGAAGCGUCAUUGAAAAAUAUUUAUAUAGAGAAAAUAUGCUAAUAAUUUUAGAACUUUGGGUGCUGGGUUACUUUUUACAAACAUUUCUGAGUGGUUUUAUACGGUUGCAUCGACCAAUAAUUGUUUCUAGACUACAUCUGUUUAUGUAGGGAGGUACAUGUGGCGCUUAGGUGCUAAACUGUGGCGUGCUGCUGGAGUCUGCAAAGUGGAUUUUUGAGAGCAUUUUUCUGUGACAAUUAUGCAAAUGUUAUUAAUAUAUUUUUACAGGUGUGCUAAUGAGAAUCAAUUUUUUUGGGGGGGGGGUGGUGGUGCGGGGGCGGGGGGUAGAUGUGGAGGGAAAAAAUCUCUCAAGGUUUGAAUUCCAGCCAGGUUUUGUAGGCUGCAGAUUUAAAAAAAAAUGUUUGAGCUCAACAGUAAGGCACUGGUUCCUAACCUUAGAAUGAAGUCACACCUGUUCACAGUUGCUGAAAUAGGCACCCACCCACAAAGGCCUGAUGUCACAGCCUCUACUUUUAAGGAAAUGGGGUUGUUCUGGGGAUUCCUGGGGGCUGCCAGUAGCCUUGCACCUGGAGUUGCUAGUGCACCUAGCAUAUUUUUAUUUAUUACUUGUGAACUUUUUAAUUAAAUUACCUCAAUGUUAUUAAAGCCUUUCUGUAACUGUCAGUGCUCCUCUGACACAAGAGAGGUCCUGCAGUCUAAUCUGGGACCACUGCACUAAGGGAAUGCUUCUUUCACUGAAACACUUGAUAUAUCUUAACUUUCUUAACUGGUACUUUAUAUUUUUGUCUGUACUGAUUUUUCUACUUUCAGAUGCCAAGCAUUGGUGUCUUUCAGGCUGAGAAUUGGGAAGCAGCACUCUUGGCGAAGGCAGGGAAAGGCUUGUAUCAUUCUCCCCCAUCUCUUGCAAGGUGUUUCACUUGCAAAAUUAUGAGUUGCAAGAAAUGCUUUGGCACUAUUUUUGCUUGUGAAAUAAACUAAUGCUGUUUUAAACAGUAGAUUAGAAGAGAGGACUAUGGAAUUCCAUCAAGCAUUACCACUGAUUGCUCUACAGUCCCUUGGCACUAUUGGUUUUUAACCCAUUUGAGAUGUCAUUAGAGCUUGAAUUGUAAUAUUGGGUCUAUGAAAUAUUCAUAUGGUUUCUAGUCAAAUGGAAUGAAAGUACCCAGUGUCACAGUUGUGACCUUCCAGCCUAAAUAGUGCCUGUGGUGAAUUCUCUUGAAAGAGCUGGUAUGUUUCGCAGCCUCAAGCUGUCCCAAAGCACUUUACAGCCAACUAAUACUUCUUAAGUGCAACCACAAUUGUAAUGAAGCAGACAGACUGCACACAGUAAAAAUCCCACAAACAGCAAUGUGAUGAUGUCUUGUGAUAUUGGCUGAGGAUUAAAUGUCAUCCAUGAUAGUGGACAGGACUCCCCCUACAGUGCCGAGGGAUCUUUUGUCUGCAUAGUUUGGGUUUAAUGUGGAGGUCUUCUGAUGCUGCUAGAUGUUACGUGACUAUAAAUUCAGAGCAUAGCGGUACAAUAUUCUCUGGUUAUUAUAUAUCAUAUGUAAGCUGAAUAAGCAUAUUUACUUAAAUCGUCUUUGUUAUGUGUACAGUAGGUCAGGACAUGGUGACUCACUAGGUUGAUCACUGCACAGUAAAGUAAAAGCAAAAAGAAACUGCAAGUGCUGCAAAUCUGAAAUAAAACAGAGCACUCAGCUGAUCAGGCAAUAUCUGUGGAAAGAAGCUGUUAACAUUUCAGAUUUCAGAUCCUUCAUCGGAAACUGAACAUGUUGCAUCGUUCUGGACUCUUGAAUUCUCCAACUUUAGAUCACUUGUUCUUUCUGUCUGUUAGAACCAUCAAUUUCUGUUGGUUGUUCAUGUGAUUUUUUUUAGCUCUGUUUCUCUCUACUUCAGUAUAGUCUGAUCAGCUGGACGUGUUCCACAGCCCCGCUAUUAGUAACGCAGCACAAUGUGCCACAUUUACUUGUUUGGUUACACCCUUUCAGUGAUGAUCCCUUUUGUUCUUCCCAUCUCUCCCCCACCUCUACUACUAAAAUCCAACUUGUUUUCUCUUUUUCCCAGUUCUAGCUGUUUCUCUUUCCACAGUUGCUGCCUGACUUGCUGAGUGUUUCCAGCAUUUUCUAUUUUUAAUUAAUGAUUGCAUUGUCUCUUUCUGAUUUGUGCAUGACUUCAUCUCAAGUGAUUGACUCCAUGCUGUUGCCUUUCUGGAAAGAAAAGCUACAUUAUCAAGUUACUUAAUCCAGUUUAUCUUCCUUUAGUUCAUUAUCUGGUCCAAACAAUACUUCAUAAAUUUAAAACUUCUCCCUGUAAACUUUUUUAAAGAAAAUAUUGCGUGUGGAAAACCUGGUGGUGACCAGCAGUAGAAAUUAAAUCCAUUGCACUGUCAGAGUAACUAAGCCGAACCUACAGAAAUAAAUAGAAUGAUAUGGUACUGGAUGUGGCCAUUUGGCCCAUUGUGCACAUACUAACUCUUUAAAAGAGCUCUACUGUCAUUGUCAUUGCCCUGCUGUUUCCCUGUACCCCUGCAAAAUUUUCUUCCCUUUUCAAAUAUUUAUCCAGUUCAUUUUUGAAGUUCUAUUGAAUCUGCUUUGACCACCUUUUUGGACUUGACUUCCAGAUUGCAAUUUGUGAUUUUUUUUUCUUUUAACUUCAUCCUCUGAUAUUUGAGCCUGUAGGCAAUGGAAAUAUUUCCUUCAAGUCAACCCCUUAAGAUUUUGACUGCCUGUCAAGCAUGCUCCAUCUUUGAGUAAUGUCUGGAAAGAGAUGAAUUAAAGCAUUUAAAACAAAUAUAUUAAAUACUUUUACCAAACACUUAACUGGGAUUGAAAAGCAGAAAAUCCAGAAGCUGCGUCUAAAAUAAAAGCAAACAAUACUGAAAUAUUAACUCUUCUCCCUCCAAAGAUACUACCUGAUCCAAGUAUUUCCAGCAUUGUUGCUUUAAUUAGACUUUUUGUAAAGGUUUGUGGGAGGAGCUUAUGAGGAUGUAAUUGAUUUAUUAUUGUCACAUGUACCCAGAUACAGCGAAAGACUUUGCAUGCCAUCCAUACAGAUCCUUCCAGACAAGUACAUUGAGGUAGUAAAAAGAGAAAAGCAAUAUCAGAAUGCAGAAUAAAGUGCUAUAAUUACAUUUGCAGAGAAAGUGUAGUGCAGGUAAACAAAUAAGGUGCAAGGGCCACAACAAGGUAGGUUGAGAGAUCGAGAAUCUUUUCAUUGUACAAGAGGUCCAUUCAAGAGUCUGAUAACAGUGGGAUAGAAGCUGUCCUUGAGCCUGGUGGCAUGUGUUUUCAAGCUUUUGUAUCUUCUGCCUGAUGGAGAGUGACCAAGGUGGGGGAAGGGGUGUGUGUGCUUGAAUAUGUUGGCUGCUUCCCCAAGGCAGUGGGAAGUGUAGACAGAAUCAUUGGAGGGGAGGCUGGCUUUGGUGAUGGGCUGGGCUGUAUCCACAAUAAUGUGCAGUUAGCCUUAACAGGUUCAGCAGCAGUUUGAAGAAAUGUUUCCUCAGCCUAAUUAGCUGGUUUGGAUUUUCUUCUUGCUCCCUUCCUAGGUAGGGGGGGAUGUUGGGCUGUACCUUAGCAUUUAAAGAGUUAAAAUACAAAAGAUUUGCUGAUGGGUCAUGUUGAGCACCAAGUAUUUUUGUGAAGGGAUAUGUAAUAAAGUUCUGGAAUGUGAUUUUAAAAUUAAUUACUUAUUUGGAAAGCCUUCAAGUAAAUUCUUCAAGCUGGGCUCAACAGUUCACAGUAAUAGUUUAAAUUUACAACAUUGAAGUCCAUAUGGUCAACAGUCAACUGUGUCCUGCCUUUGUUGAAUUGAAGGAACAAUCCAAUUGGUUCCCUGCUCUUUCCACCAAACUCUGCAAAUAUUUUCGAGUGGUUAUCUAUUUUUUCAGAAAUUCCUGUUUAAUCUGUUUCCACUGGUCUUGUAAGGCAGUGCAUUCCAGACCAUAACUUGCUAUUUAAAAUAAAUAAAUUCUCACCCCAUUACUUUGAGCACUUAAAUGAAAAUUCUUCUGGUUACUGAUACUCUGUUUCUCCUUAUUUACUUUUAUCAAAACUAUUUAUAAUCUUCAAUGCUUUUAAAUCAAUCCCUUCUCUGCUCAAAGGAGAGCAACUCUAGUUUUCUCUGCCUCCAUGUAAUUUUAGCCCCUGCUGCCUGUUGUAAUUAUCGAGUCUCACAACUAAACAGAUACUUGCAAACGGGAGCAAGGUGCCUGAGUUUGAGCAGCAAUUUUGGCAUCCAGUUAUAUUAUCAACAUGCACACUAAUAACCAUUCCUUUUGUCAAUAGUCAUGUUUGUUGUUAAAUACAGAAUAGAUAAAUCUUAUCCAAUUUUUCAAUGUGGUAGAAUUUCACUGAGCAUUUUGCCCCUUCUGUUGUCUCCUCCCUUCCCCUUGGAGUGCUGCUAUCAGAAUUGUAUACAAUUAAAAGAAUUUGUACAAAGUUAGCUAUCAACACUAAAUGUUUUGUUGUAUUUAUAUUUUUUGAUUCUAAUGCACUUCUCACUUUGUAGCUGUCUGUAAUACACAAUAUGCUGCACAUGACGGCUCUGUAGUCAACCAUGAGAACUAGCUAUGACCACCAGUCUCUCUCCACAGCCCAUUUAUUAAAAUCCUUGACUAACCAAUAACAGUUGUAUGGUAUGUAGUUUAGUACUGGUAUUUAGAUGCUUACAAGUUUAGAUCAUGGCUACAUUUGCAGAUCCUUGUGCUGGGGCGCAAACAGCAAAUCUGCCUGAUUUGCUUCAUGUUCCUGUGGAAGCCCAUCAUCUGACCUUGCCCCAUUCCAUGUCAACAUCUGUGCAUCCCACAUCUUGGAGAAAGCACAGCUUUUGAGAUGAGGAAUUUUGUGCUAUUUUUCCAGGUUCCCUCCACUGAGUUGGAUAUCUACAGCAUGUUGUCCCUGGAAGUGGAGAAGACCCCUCUUUCUAUAGCACCUUUUUUAUCUGCUGUUCUUGUCACUUUUGCAGGAAAGUUGCUAUUGUGAUGUAGAAAAAUCAGCUGAUCAGUGCAUAGUGUGAGUUGCUCAAACAGCAAAUAAGCUAAGCAUUUGGUUCAUGUGUUCUGAUGAUAUUGGCUGAAGGCUAAAUGUUGGCCAGAACACAGGGAGAACUUGCUACUUGAGUGUUGUGGAAUCUCGGUGUACUGUAUUACAGUUUAGUGUGGUUGAAACAUGGCACAGUUGUGCAGUAGGUAGUGCUGCUGCCCCACAGCUCCAGAGACCCAGGUUCGAUCCUGACCUUGGGUGCUUGGUAUGACUGUGGUUGCCUCCCACAUUGUAGAUUGUUGAUCAGUGAUGUGGGUGUCAGGAGAAUCAGACAAAGUUGGAUAUGAACAAGAGUAGAUUACAGGGAAAUAAGAGGGGAAUGGGAAUUCUGAGAGAGCUACCAUGAUCUUGACAGGCUGAAAGGUUUCCUAUUGUCAAAAGGACAAUAUGGAAAAUAUGAUGCCCGUGGUGAAGCAGUGCUUCUGUAUAUGUUGUACGUUGAAGAUCUGGAGUGAGACUUGAAGACUGUUCUCUGGCCAACACUAAGCUAAAGCUGACACUUGGUUACUCAGGACAAGAGCAGGCCAUUUAGCCCUUGUAGUCAUUUCUGUUAAUGAUCUAAAUAACCUGAGCCAAGAAUAGUUUUUACAUUGCUAAUAUAAUGCUGGUACAUUAUCACAAAAAUGAAACUUGUCACUGUAUAAUGAAGUUGCAGUUUGCUCUGUUGGUGAGCUGCAGAUUUUCUGCUAUUUUUAUGGACAGGUGUAUGUGGUUGGUAGCAGCACUUGGUAAAGGAUUACCUCGGCACUUUAUAACUCCUUGCCUCCUGUUGCCUUUUCAGAUUUUAGGGUUGUCGUGAAUUAUGUUCUCUCUAAUUUUCAAAGCUCUUGUUACAAAAGUUUUGCUAUUUGGCAGCUUGCAGUAACUGUUUGCUUUGGUCUGGGUGUGUAGUUAAGGGUGGCCAUGUUUGCACUCAUGGUCGUUGGCAGUAUAAUGAUGGGGAGAAAACCUGAGAUCUGGGCAAAGUCUUUGGUUUGAGACAUAAUGACUGAAAUGUGUUCAUGUUGGAUUGUUUUAACUUCAAUGCACAUUAAAUGAAUUAUUUUCUA
Molecule: messenger RNA, 7240 nt
Organism: Pristis pectinata (smalltooth sawfish)
Lineage: Eukaryota; Metazoa; Chordata; Chondrichthyes; Rhinopristiformes; Pristidae
Product: PDZ domain-containing protein GIPC1-like
Exons: 6
Coding region: 114-1115 (333 amino acids)
Molecular function (GO): protein binding
Source: RefSeq, a predicted model, not a curated record